Molecule: messenger RNA, 3623 nt
Organism: Oldenlandia corymbosa var. corymbosa
Lineage: Eukaryota; Viridiplantae; Streptophyta; Magnoliopsida; Gentianales; Rubiaceae
Source: the annotation of a GenBank genome assembly
AAACGGUCGUUAGACACUAAAAAACACAUCCAGCCCGCUACCACCGUUCCCCGCUUUUUCCUUUACACAGUAGUAAUAAUAACGACGACGAUCCAGAUUGCCAAAACCCCCCCAAUCCAUACUUCUUCCUAGGGCUCCAUUUCCGUACUUUGCGAACCGCGGUUUUUACUGAAUUCAGAACAAAUCUAUGUCUGAUUGAACAUAGAGGCUUUUGAUGGAAGGAUCCGAGAGGGAGAACGGAAGGUUAUCGUCGAUGGAAUCGGUGGAAUCUCGGUGGGUGUUUCAGAAUGAAGAAUCCUCCGGCAUCGCCAACGGUGAAGAUGAGGAUGAUAACGAUGGGAACGAGAGUUUGUUGUCAUCGCGUAAUGGUAUAGGUCUUGACUCCGAUGACGAUGAUGUUGAUAAUGCUGAACAGAGGCUUAUUCGAACUGGACCUCGGAUCGAUUCUUUUGAUGUUGAAGCGCUUGAAGUACCCGGUGCUCAGAGAAAUGAUUUUGAGGAUGUCAGUUUGGGUAGGACAAUUGUAAUGGCUUUUCAGGCUCUAGGAUUUGUUUUUGGUGAUGUGGGGACCAGCCCCCUGUAUACGUUCAGUGUGAUGUUCAGCAAGGCCCCGGCUAAGGGAAAUGAAGAUGUUCUUGGUGCAUUAUCUCUAGUUUUGUAUACCUUAAUCCUGAUCCCUCUGAUCAAGUAUGUUCUUAUUGUCCUCUGGGCUAACGAUGAUGGUGAAGGUGGUACAUUUGCAUUAUACUCAUUGAUAUGUAGGCAUGCUAAGGUUAGUCUUCUACCAAAUCAGCUUCCAUCGGAUGCUCGCAUAUCAAGCUUCAGAUUAAAGGUUCCAUCUGCUGAACUUGAGAGGUCACUGAGAUUAAAGGAGAGACUUGAAACGUCAUUGACCCUGAAAAAGCUUAUUCUGAUGUUAGUUCUUGCUGGUACUUCUAUGGUGAUAGCUGAUGGUGUUGUAACACCUGCAAUGUCAGUGAUGUCCGCUGUUGGUGGCUUGAGGGUUGGUGUUCCUGGGGUCAAGCAAGACCAAGUGGUGAUGAUUUCAAUAGCAUUUCUUGUAGUUCUGUUCAGUGUGCAGAGGUAUGGGACAAGUAAAGUGGGAAUUGUAGUUGGUCCUGCCUUGUUCAUAUGGUUUUGUUCUCUUGCGGGAAUUGGCAUCUAUAAUCUUGUGAAGUAUGAUACCCGUGUCCUGAAGGCUUUCAAUCCGGUUUACAUAUAUUACUUCUUCAAACGCAACUCAACCAAAGCAUGGUAUUCUCUAGGAGGCUGUCUCCUGUGUGUAACAGGUUCCGAGGCAAUGUUUGCCGAUCUUUGUUACUUCUCUGUGAGAUCUGUUCAGCUCACUUUUCUAUUUGUUGUACUGCCUUGUCUUCUGCUGGGUUAUCUUGGUCAAGCUGCUUAUCUUAUGGAGAACCAUGCUGACACAACACAAGCUUUCUUUUCGUCUAUUCCAAGUGGAGCUUUCUGGCCAGUAUUCCUUAUUGCUAAUAUAGCUGCAUUGAUUGCAAGUAGGACUAUGACAACAGCAACUUUCUCAUGUAUUAAGCAAUCAACAGCACUUGGCUGUUUUCCUCGGCUGAAAAUUAUUCAUACAUCUCGGAAAUUUAUGGGUCAAAUUUAUAUCCCUGUUAUGAAUUGGUUCCUACUGGGAGCAUCACUGGUACUAGUCUGUACAAUCUCAAAUAUGUACGAGAUCGGAAAUGCUUACGGCAUAGCUGAGCUGGGGGUUAUGAUGAUGACUACAAUCCUUGUUACUCUUGUUAUGCUUCUUAUAUGGCAGAUAAACAUUAUUAUUGUUCUGAGCUUUGCUGCCAUCUUUUUGGGACUUGAAUUGACGUUCUUUUCUUCGGUUCUAUGGGGUAUCAGUGAUGGAAGUUGGAUUAUAUUGGUCUUUGCCAUUGUCAUGUUUUUGAUAAUGUACAUCUGGAAUUAUGGAAGCAAACUUAAGUACGAAACUGAAGUCAAGCAGAAGAUGUCUAUGGAUUUGUUGCGAGAACUGGGUCCAAACCUUGGAACUGUUAGGGCUCCUGGUAUUGGCUUGCUUUACAAUGAGCUAGCAAAGGGCAUACCGGCAAUAUUUGGGCAUUUCCUUACCACUCUUCCUGCUGUACAUUCCAUGAUUAUCUUCGUGUGCAUCAAAUAUGUUCCUGUUCCUGUGGUACCUCAAAGUGAAAGGUUUCUGUUCCGCCGAGUAUGUGCUAAAAGUUACCACAUAUUUCGUUGUGUUGCUCGGUAAGUAUUUAAUUUCUGGAAAUCGGGUUGUGGGGAUUGUGGUAUUAGGAAAAUAAUUAAAUGAUGAGGUGUCAAGAAUCCAGUUGAAAUAAUUUCUAUUUUGAUAUAAAUUCUUUUCCCUUUUCAAUUAAAGAGAAAUGCAUUGGGAUUCAUUUUCACAUCAUGUGUUUCUGAGUUAGAAACAAAUUUUUUGUUCCAUGGUUUUCUGACUACAUUGUUGACAGAUAUGGUUACAAGGAUGCUCGAAAAGAAAAUCACCAGACGUUUGAGCAGUUGCUCAUUGAGAGCCUUGAGAAGUUCAUUCGACGGGAAGCACAAGAGCGUUCACUGGAGAGUGAUGGUGAUGAUGAUUCGGACUCUGAAGAAGAGCAUUCUUUCUCCAGGGUUCUCAUAGCUCCCAAUGGGAGUGUGUAUUCACUUGGUGUUCCCCUCUUGACAGAGUUCAGGGAGGAAAGCAAGUCAAUUACAGGGGCAAGCACUUCAGAGGAGGUGAUGCCAGAUUCAGAUCCUUCUUCAUCCGAUGCUGAGCAAAGUCUUGAGAAGGAGCUGUCCUUCAUACAUAGGGCCAAAGAGUCUGGUGUGGUUUAUCUUCUUGGUCAUGGAGAUAUUAGGGCUAGGAAAGAUUCCUGGUUCAUUAAGAAACUGGUCAUUAAUUACUUCUACGCAUUUUUAAGAAAGAACUGCAGGAGGGGGAUUGCAAACUUGAGUGUGCCACAAUCACAUCUGAUGCAGGUUGGGAUGACUUACAUGGUGUGAUGUUUGAAAAGGCCACGUAAUAAAGGUGAAAUUUUAUCCACAUUCAAGUUGGCAGCAAUAUUUGGCCGAGUUGGUUUGCAUAAGGGUUGUCGAGGGCUCUGCUAUGCUCUUGGAGAGAACAUGAUCAACGAAACAUCAAGAAUUGUGCAUAUCAUAGCGGUUUCUUCUAGGUCAGCUUCAGCCAGUUUCUGACUUUUGGUACUUGGGGGGAGAUUUUGUCAAAUUCAAUAGUAGAGUUCCCUGCAUACGCAUCCAUGCUUCCUUCACGGUGGGCAAAACCGGUUAAAGUUUGUGAAUUAUAUAUGGUUUCACUAAUUUUAAAAGCUGCCUCAAUUUUACUAUGUGUAUAAUUGCCCCUAUAGAUUGUACAUUCAAUGAAAUUUUUUCCUGACAAAUGCAGAGAGAAUUUUGGGUCUUAAGAUCGAUCGAUAAGAACCUACGUUCUCCCUUUUGAGAAGUUGAAAAAUCUAUCUUUUUUUUAUUUAUUUUUUUUAAUUUCAGGCUUAGAAUAUUCAGCUAGUCAAGAUAUUUGUGUAAACUCUAGUUGAUUCUUGGAAGGAACAUUUCGUACACAAAGUUUCUCUAAUGAAGGAUUGUACCAAACUACCAAUGGUGACUUGUUUUAAUCAGUG